UUCCCAAUACGAGGCGCUUGGCCCUGCCCGCCCGCCGUCGGCCGCGGGGGGUUGUGGGCUGAGCAGCAAGAUGGCGGCGGCGGCGCUGUGCCCUCGGUCGCCCCGCGGCCUGUGGCUGCCAAGGGCAGGCCCUGGGAUUUCUGCCUUAGCUGCAGCUCCAUCUGUGUUGCAGCAGCACCGCCACGUUCAUCAUGCAGUGAUCCCUCAUGGAAGAAGUGGACGAUCCUCUGUUAGUGGCAUUGUGGCCACUGUCUUUGGGGCUACAGGUUUCCUAGGACGCUAUGUUGUCAAUCGUUUAGGUCGCAUUGGAUCUCAAGUAAUCAUACCCUAUCGCUGUGAUCAGUAUGACCUCAUGUAUCUGCGACCAAUGGGUGACCUGGGACAACUUCUCUUCUUAGAGUGGGACUGUAAGGACAAAGACUCUAUCCGAAGAGCCGUGGAACACAGCAAUGUGGUCAUUAAUCUUGUUGGAAAAGAAUGGGAAACAAAAAACUUCAGUUUUGAAGAUGAAUUUGUAAAUAUUCCCAAAAGUAUUGCCCAAAUAACUAGGGAAGCUGGCGUGGAAACACUCGUUCAUAUCUCUCACCUGAAUGCUAGCAUGAAGAGUCCUUCCAAAUACCUGAGGAAUAAAGCUGUUGGAGAGAAAGCAGUGAGGGAAGAAUUUCCAGAUGCUAUAAUUAUGAAGCCUGCUGAGAUGUUUGGGAGGGAGGACCGAUUUCUCAACCAUUAUGCGAACAUGCGCUGGUUUGGUGGUGUGCCUCUUAUUUCAAUGGGCAAAAAAACAGCAAAGCAACCAGUGUAUGUGGUUGAUGUAGCAAAGGCAAUUAUUAAUGCAAUUAAGGAUCCUGAUGCUAAAGGAAAAACAUACGCAUUGGCUGGACCUAAUCGCUACCUUCUUCAUGACCUGGUAGAAUAUGCAUAUGCAGUUUCCUUUCGAACCUUUUUUCCAUAUCCGCUUCCACGUCCUUUGUAUCAUUUAGUUGCAAGAUUCUUUGAGAUCAGUCCAUUUGAACCAUGGUUAACGCGAGACAAAGUAGACCGGUUUCACAUAACAGACAUGACGUUUCCUGACCUUCCUGGUUUGGAAGACCUGGGUAUUCAACCAACACCUCUAGAACAAAAAGCAAUUGAAGUUCUGCGCCGUCACCGCAGAUACCGCUGGUUGGAUGCUGAGCUGGAGGAGGCAAAACCUGCAAAGACGUACAACAUGUAAACAGUUGCUUAGGUGGUUACUUAACACUUCCUAAACUGUCUUUGUAUGACCUAAUUUGUUUGGAGAACUGUGUACAUACCGAGUAAAAUAUGUUAAUCAUAA
Messenger RNA from Cygnus atratus (black swan), 1315 nucleotides. RefSeq names its product NADH:ubiquinone oxidoreductase subunit A9 (gene NDUFA9). The transcript has 11 exons. Gene Ontology annotation, cellular component: mitochondrion. Bases 71 to 1213 code for a protein of 380 amino acids. The record is from RefSeq and is a predicted model, not a curated record. Gene Ontology annotation, molecular function: protein-containing complex binding. Lineage: Eukaryota; Metazoa; Chordata; Aves; Anseriformes; Anatidae.